Molecule: messenger RNA, 1595 nt
Organism: Triticum dicoccoides
Lineage: Eukaryota; Viridiplantae; Streptophyta; Magnoliopsida; Poales; Poaceae
Product: F-box protein At5g49610-like
Exons: 2
Coding region: 122-1033 (303 amino acids)
Molecular function (GO): protein binding
Source: RefSeq, a predicted model, not a curated record
CAUCCCCUCGAGGAACACAGCCGCGGCCGCCGCUCUUGCCUUUCCGGCUCCCGAACCCUAGCUAGAGUUCCGGCGAGCUCCGGAACCUGCCCCCACGAGGGCCUCCAGGCACUCAUCCACGAUGCCACCAGGGGGUGGAGAAACAAGCAAGCAUGGCCGCACGGGGAAGGAGCAGAGCCACCCGCUGGCGAUCCGCCGCCGCGACGAGUCCCGUCCUGCGCCGCCGUUCCCCGCCGUGGAUUCUCAGGAGUGGAGGAAGCAGAUGCAGCCGGCGGCGGCUGCGGCGAGCAUCUCCGAGGGCCCCCUUGUCGAGAUCCUGGCGCGGCUGCCGUACCGGUCGCUCUGCCGCUUCAAGUGCGUGUCCAAGCAGUGGCGUCAGCUCUGCUCCGACCCCAAAAUCGUCAAGAGGGCGUCACAGACCCUCUCCGGAUUCUUCCACAACCACCCGGUCGGCAGCCUCCGCUUCAGCAAUCUGUCCGGUGGACGUCCGCUAAUCGACACUUCGCUCCCUUUCCUGAGCGGGAGAUACCAAAGAAUCAAGCUCGAGCAAUGCUCCACCAGCAUCCUCCUCUGCAAAUGCUGGAAACUGGAAUCGGGACAAGACAAAUUCGAUUUCGUCGUGUGCAAUCCGAUGACCGAGCAGUGGACUGUGCUGCCUCCUAUAGAAUGGCUGGACCAAGACGGUGAAGACACCGAGGGUUGUGAUUUGAUUUAUCCCUUCCUGGUUUCCGACCCGGCCAUUCCAUCUCGUUUCGUGGUGUUUGCGCCCCUCCUCGACUUGGUUGACGUUGUGGCAAUAUACUCAUGGGAAACUGGACAAUGGACUCCCAGCAGUGGGUGGGAAUACAGAGAGUAUCCUGCCGUUACCAAGGAAUGUGUCUUCCUGAAUGGCAUGAUCCAUUUCUUGCAUUUGUUUGGCGAUGAACCUUUCAUAACUGUACUAGACAUUGAGGGGGAGCUUUUCCCGCAAAUUGAUGGCCCGGAUGGAAUGCUAGGGGCCACACCUGGUUAUGGUUCGGUGGGGUGCUCUUAGGGACUCCUUCAUGUUUGGUAUAUGGAUCCCCAUGAUUACGAGCUCUCUGUGUGGGUGCUCAAAAAUUAUGUCAGCGGAGAGUGGAUCCUAAAGCACACAGUUGACGUUCCAAAACUCUUUGAAGAAAUGGACUCCAAUGAAGAAAAGGAUCGUGACCAAGAGGAUGGCUCCUGUAAGUAUGAGAUGCUUGCAAUUCAUCCGGAAUACAAUGUGAUUUUCCUUACUGACCGGAAGAUGGUGAGUCUGUCGUACGAUAUGGACAGCGGGAAAGUGCAUCCCAUGUGCACUUCUGGAGAUUUCCUUGGUGGUCUACCUUUUAUUCCCUGCUUUGCGGAUUUGGCUCUCGAAUGAUCACUACCGCCUUUGAAAAGACCGUUCUUUUAGUUCCGUGGCACUGGUUUGGAUGCAACCGUUUUGUGGCGUUGAAUAAUGUUGGUCACCAGUAGAGAUUUUGUAAGCGACAACAGAUCCAGUGGGUAAUGCUUGCUUCGUUGUAUGAAUGACUUGGUGACCUAAAUAUAUUUGUGUUUUAUGUAGUACUGAUUAAUGUGGUCACUUGUUA